CGGGUCUGACUGCAAGACUGAAGCGAAUGGUAGAUUAGUAACAUUUUGUGCGCUGCAUGAUAUAGGCUGACUACAACGCAAAGGACCGUACGAGGCGCUUUUGCUAUCUCCCUAAACAUUGCACAGCAUUUUUACGAGCGUACGUAACGUAAAACGUCAAACAAACAGGCCAUCCGCAGGAACCGCAGACACUAUCGCGCGUACAUUGGCGCCCAACUAGUUUAGGAAGGUUUGAUUUCCCGGAAAAUUGUUCAAUGAAAAGUGUCGGAUUAGUGGGAAGUUUCCACGGGUACGAAUACCGGGAAUGUGUACAGUCAUAGUGCGAUAAGAAAGAUGUUUUAAAAUAGUAUUCGCGUAGAAAAAUAGCAAGUGAAUUGUUCAACCCAACACAGCAAGUGAAUAGCCACAGAUCAAUGAAUCUAGGAAGUGGAUGUGAUAAAACGGUUUUCGCACAAGAAAGUUAAUAGAUUAAAACAGUGAAGCAGAGAGUUAUAAGCCAGAAGGAAGUUCUGGGCAGGUGAAGAAAGUGAUUUCAGCGAGAUCCGGUUGAGUCACCGUCUCAGUACGAUUCUGUGUUCUCCACGAUGGUCACCACCGCGGCAGUAUUCUAAUUUCUGAGGAUCCGCCAAACAAUUCCCGAACAGAACAGAACUUUGCCAUGAUGGGUGUCCAAGCGGCAGCUAGUGGCACUAACAAGCGCAAGUACGAGGAUACCUGCGCCUCGACAACAGAAGACAACAUUAACAAUCCAGCGGCAGAAGUUAGCAACAAAAGCCAAUGUUCAAUACUUGAGAAUCACCCCAGCGCAGCGCAAUCUAUACCGCUGGAUGACGGAGCAACUCCUUGCAAGAAUCCACGACUAGAGCAACCGACAGCGGAGCCAAUUGAACCCACAGCAGAACCCAAGCGUUCGGAAGAGCUGUUGCCUAUAGUGACAUUGUCCGUGGCGACCAGUAGUAGCAGUAUAACUACAACCACCUUGUCAGUUUCACCUUUGAUCGCUGGGGCUCCAACCAUCAACAGCCCGCUACUUUUGCCUCCGGCUCACCCCGCCGAGGACAGCAUAGCCAAGCUUGAAGCGGUUGCCGUACCCGGUGAAACCGGUUGGAAUUGUGACCCUAUCGUAGACCCCAUCAGCAAGCUACAGGCCGUAGCCGUACCCGGUGAAACAUGGGGAUCGGAUAGUACUCGAUCGACGCUGGCCACUACUCUAUUGGCUGCGGAUGAUCUCGAUGACGACGACGAUGAUUUCGAGGAUGAUUUCGACGAUGACGAAACGAUAUUGCCGAGCUAUUCACCCAUCCGGUAUCCUUGUUCCCCUAACCGUGGAUACAUGCCGGCUUACCCGAAGCCCGGUUACUUCCCAGAACCUUACCAGAAUUGUUCCCGCGCGGCAAAUAAUGGAGCGCAGCAGUAUUCUAACCGUGGGUACGGAUGGAGCCAGCAUGGUUACUAUUCGCCACCAUAUGAAGCGCCAUCCUCGCAGCAAACGAUACGGUGCGCGGAAAAUGGCAAGUCCUACUUUGAGCUGGGCAGUGCAAACUACACCAACGUGAAUCAGUUCGGUGCACAAGCGCGGCAUCUGAAGCGAUGCUGCGACGGCCGCAAUAUGUCGUGCAAUAACAAGCAAUGCUAUAAAGAGCGACGCUUGAAGAUGAUGAACUUAUCGAUGUUCAAACUUGCCAGGUUCAGGCAGGCCUCCGAUCAAUCACUCUACCGGUCGGUACUGAUCUGCAAUACGCUCAAAUCCAUUGAGCGAGAAAUCGACAACGAGAAUAAGGAGUUCAGCCAUCAACAGCACUUGCAGCAGCAGCACCCUCACCUGUACCAUGCCCCACCUCAUCCACCUCCGCAUCAUUUGCACCAUCCGCACCCGCCACCUCAACAAACACCACCACCCCCGCAAGCUCAAAGCGAGUACGGACCGCUGUACAACGGCAUCAACAGUCGGAUAGGUGGGCCCGACAAGCAGCAACAAACUCCUAAAUUUAGUGAUAUUAGCAAUAAUGGCAGCAGUAACUACAGCAGACUUCAAGGCAGCAAUACAACGACUCAGUCGACUCCCGGCUACGGGUCGAAUGCAACCGAGCAGCAUCCUACGACGAUCACUACGCAAUUAUCGCCAUACGAUCAGCAACCGCCACCGCAACAUCACCUCAGUCCCAUGACGACGGCGUCGACCACCACGGGUCCAGCGCCCAGUCCCCAUCACAAUCAUCCGCUGAAGGAUCCACAAUCAGGUCGGGCGACACCUUUCCCGUCCACUACCAACAGCGGCAGCUCUCUUACCAACGGUUAUCAUGACGGUGAUUCCGGCUUCGGCGACGACGACUGCACCCGCCCAAUCAACUGGGGCUCGGUGCUAAGCCUAUCCUCGCAAUCGGCGCUUGAUCCGUUGAACAACAACGACCUGUUUGUUACUUCUCCAAGCGUUGCGGUAAGCGUCGUCAACGACAGCCAUCACACAGCUAAUGUGACGGUACUAGCGAGUAACGAUAAUUGUGAUAGUAGCACUAGUUUAGCAUUAAGUCGAUCCGGGUCGUCCACGUCCUGUCUUUCAGGCAGCGACGGUAGCCAGAUUAGCAGUGUUAGCAAUAGUGAUAGAAGCAGCAAUAGCAAUCAUACGACCGACAAUUCCAACCCUGCCAGUUCAUCGGUAGCUAAUUCCUCCAGUACAACCACCCUAACCUCCCUUACUACCCUGACUACGACCAACCAUUGUGAUCUGAACCUUACUACCCUAACAACGUCUCCUUCCCCGCUGCUCUCGUCUUGUGCUUCUGCACUUCAGUACCACUCCAGUACCAACGGUUCUAGCUGGGACCUUGCAUAUCUCGACAUGGAUAUGGACGAAAUGUUUCCCAACUGUUACAAAAUAACCUCGUUCAACUCGGACGUCGAUAUGCUGGGGCUCAAAACACCCAUGCUGGAACCGAGCAAAGUGGUCUGUGAUAACGAUAUGGAUUCAUUUACGACGCACAUCAUGGUCGGAAGUUAGUAUUAAGCUCCCGUUAUAGUAGCAUUAGGAUUGUCAAGCUUUCUUCACUCUUGCUCUGCAAUCGAAGAAAGGGAAGAAAGCUUGGCAAGGCGCGCUCUCUCGUUCAAAACCUGAUCCCAUUACCAACCCCAGUACACAAACUCAAAUCUCCACUGUAGAAUCAAGUGUUUGUAAAGGGUCGCGCCAUGUCCAUUCUCAGGUUGUGAAGGCUGUGUUAUACUCAUUAGUUUUUGUUACGUUAAUAAUGACCAAGGUUAUUGAUAAUGUCAAGAAAACAAUUAAUCAAUCCAAUAGCUUUCUCUACUUUAGUUCAAUUUUGUUCUUAUGUCCGAAGCCGAUGAGUUAACUCGAGCCCUUCUUUGGUUUCCCUCUUCCAAACUUACAAAAGCAAAAAUCCUUGCCCAGCGCUGGAGAAACUCACAUACCAGUUCAAAUCAUAAACGUACAAAUGACAGACAACACUAACCCGAUGAAUGAUAAAUAUGAUACGAAUGUGAAAAGAACUAUCUGCUUCUGUCACUAUUGGUUCCUUAUUAGGUUUAGAGCAACAACGGGACAACAUGAAAAACGAUCACAAUUAAGUGGAACACAAAUUAGGUUUACAAAAAUGCAGUACAUAUUAGUGACGGUAGUUGUAACAAAAAUUGUCGAGCAGCAACAACCAACAAUAGAAACAAGGAAUUGUACAACCACACAGUUUUCAAUACAUAUUCGUCGAAGAUGGCGGGACCGUUGAAGUAACUCCAUUUUAGCGUUAUCCAUCAGUUUUAAGGUCACCUUGCAAAAUUACCGAAAGCUUCUCAUCAUUCUUGUUUGUUACAUAGCCAAAUAAUUAUGCAACAAUCAAUGGUAAUGGGAAUUCAAUAAUGGGAUAUGGAAUCGACCCCUGAGUGCCAUAAACAUACGUUCCGUUGAAAAAUUCAACAUCUUUUAGAAAUGGACUCGCUUCAACGUUCUCCCUACGAGGUCUAACUCAAUCCUAUUGAUACUGAAUAACAGAAUACCCUCUUGCGAUCGGCUACGCUCUAAGCGACAGAAAGUUUGGCGAUUCAUAGCUAAUUACAAAAAAAAAUCUAUGCAGCGAUAGCGUACCAGUCCUCACAUUUUUCUUCCCUUAUAUUUUAGUAAUUACAUUUUGCUGUAAUAGUAGAACUGACGAUUCGAAUACAUUCCGCUCACACAUUUGGGUACAUAGUUUGAUUUAAAUCAAGGCAAACAGCGACGAAAAGCUUCUGUUUAAGUGUCUGUUCCACGAGGGUAUUCUCCUACCACUAUCGGAAGAAGGUGAAUGGUUACUAAAAAGGUCAAUUCGAAAACUCUAACAAAAUUCUGUUUUCUCCGCUAACUUGGCAUCUAAUUUCUCAAAGAAGUAUUUGUAUCGAAAGGGAAGGGAUACUACACCUGACUGAACUCAUUAAUACAAGGCAGUCAGCAAGAGCAAAUCGUACCAAAUCUAGUCCUUUGUCAAUCUUUAAAUCAAAUUUUUUACAAGGGUAUUUUUUAUUUCUAUGAGUAUUUCUUACCACCUUUUUUUAUUUUGCAAAGAAAAAACAAUCUAUAAAAUCUUGAGAAAAUUACUAUGUGUGUAAAUAUGCAGAAUAUUUGGAUAUACCGACAGAGAUUUGGAUUUUCCUCGCAAAAAGCAACAACCCUAAACAGCAUUGCUGUUGAUCAAGCGAAUGGAAACAAAUGACGCGGAUAAACAAAUAAUCGAACAAAAUUGUACCAUAAGAGAUUAUAUAUACCUAAUUAAUAUAUUGGACAGAAUGAAACAAAAAUAACACACAAUUAGGGACUAUGCCACAAUUAGUGAGCAAUACUCCUAAACAACAAAAUCAGUACAUACUUGAUUGAAAGCCUGUACAUUUUAAAAAAGGAUGGAGACUACGAUAAUUAUUGGUCAAAAUAAAAAAAAGCAAAAAUAAGCAAGAAAAUACAUGAAUGUAGUUCAUUUUACGAAUUAUUGAAAGAAAAAAUGAAUAAAAUGUCAAAUAAGUAAAGUAAAUUGUUUAGAGUUAUUAUAUUUGAAAGUAAGAUUAAUUUAUUGAAUUUAUUAUAUACAUGUAAAUACAAGAACAAAAAAGUAAAGAAAAUCAUAAAAAAAAAUAAAAUAAAUGAACAUUGAAAAAUUA
Messenger RNA from Armigeres subalbatus, 5130 nucleotides. RefSeq lists its product as uncharacterized. Bases 659 to 2998 code for a protein of 779 amino acids. The record is from RefSeq and is a predicted model, not a curated record. Gene Ontology annotation, molecular function: transcription regulator activity. Gene Ontology annotation, cellular component: nucleus. NCBI's taxonomy places the organism in Eukaryota, Metazoa, Arthropoda, Insecta, Diptera, Culicidae. The transcript is spliced from 2 exons.